AUGUUGCAUCAAAAUCAGCCAAAAAAUAAAAAAAAACGGAUCGAUCUUCUUACCUUUGCAACUAGAGAUGAUGACUCUGAUAGUGAAGUUACUCUUUCGGUUUCUGAUGGUCUUCCUCCUAUUUCCUCGAUGGAAAAAGAAAGGAAAGAUGGGAAGCUAUGGAAAGAGCUUUGUGAUGGACUCCGGCUUAGUUGGAUUGUUGUAAACAAAAAGAUAAAGCAAGCUGCUAAUCUUUCUAGCUGGAGUCCUCUUGGUGGGCAAAGGCAUUGGCCGACAGACAAGGAUUUCGUGAUACGCUUUGGAGCUGUUCUUCCUGCCAAAGACAUUCUUCCAUGUCAAGUUGUGGAAUGCAUCCUAAUUAUGAAGUUCAGAGUCAUCCGUACCGAAGGAGAGGGUGUUCAAACAACCCUCAAGUUAACAGAGUUGAGCAUGCAGUUGGAAGAUAUGGAAGGUGCUCAUGUUAAUGGAAGAAACAGUUUGCUCAUUCUCAAGGAAGCCCUGAGCUGCUGUCGGAGCAAAAACUACAGUGAAGUUCUGGAGUCGUGUCACUUGUACUCAAAAGUGCAAAGCGAGUUAAAAGAGGAGAAGAUGAGGAAUGAAAGCAGGUUAGACAGACUCUGUAUCUUGAGUGGCAUAGCUGCAUUCAUCUCUUUCUGCUACUACAUUUUGUAAAUGAAUGUGCUCUCUUUUCUUUUUAACACAUAGCUGAGAAUGGUCUAACAAACUUUUACCAUUUUGUACUCUUUUGAUGUAUAAUUCAAUUUUGCUUCAACUAAUAAAAGUUUUACUUGUUUGACCUGAAAACUU
Molecule: messenger RNA, 807 nt
Organism: Pistacia vera
Lineage: Eukaryota; Viridiplantae; Streptophyta; Magnoliopsida; Sapindales; Anacardiaceae
Product: F-box protein At2g27310-like
Exons: 1
Coding region: 1-672 (223 amino acids)
Source: RefSeq, a predicted model, not a curated record